AUGGAAGAGAUGGUCAAGAGACGCCCGCUAAUCGCUAGCAGAGAGAGAGGGCCGGGACCUGGUCGCUACGCUCCCCCUACGGUCGGUUACAUCAACCAUGAUGUCACCAAGCCCAGCAGCCCUGCCUACUCCUUCCACAGCCGCAUGAGCAGCGCCAUGGUCUCUGUGGACUCCAGCCCAGGUCCCCGGUACCACAUUGAUGCCAAGAUGACCCGGUUUGGCGCGUGGGGAACCCCGUCCUACACCAUGCUGGGCAGGGGACGGCGUGCCGCACAGUUGCUCCAGACGCCAGGGCCAGGAGCUUACAGCCCAGAGAACGCUCCACCACUAAACUCUCAUCGCAGACCGCCAUGUUACACCAUCGGCUCCCGCACCCGAUACCGAUCUGUGGAUACUGUGCCUGCGCCCAACAGGUACACACACUCCCCAAUCUGAUGGGGUUCCCAGAUUCCCAACAAGUCGUCCAGCGCCAGGUACAGCUUCUCAAGGCGGAUGGAUGUCGGAGGCCACCCCUCCGAGGACCUGUCCAAGACCCCCGGGCCGGGACGAUACAACAGCACCAACCCGGAUGUCUACCUACAGCGCCAGCCCACCUUCUCCAUGCAGGGACGCACAAAGAGGCCAAGCUACUCUUUAGCCGUCCCAGGGCCCGGGAACCACAGCCCAGAGAAAGUGCUGGUGCACCCUCCCCAGACCGCCGUCAUUCACCCUGGUGUCAGGCACUCUGAGUUUGUCACCCCGCUGGUGGUGGACGUAAUUGACUGA
Lampris incognitus (smalleye Pacific opah) is the source of this 765-nucleotide messenger RNA. It is a transcript of the gene odf3l2a, whose product is annotated as outer dense fiber of sperm tails 3-like 2a. NCBI's taxonomy places the organism in Eukaryota, Metazoa, Chordata, Actinopteri, Lampriformes, Lampridae. Gene Ontology annotation, cellular component: cytoskeleton. The record is from RefSeq and is a predicted model, not a curated record.